CUUCGUCCAAGCCAGAACCACUGAGGAUAGAAGGUCAGGAAAAACUCCAUUUUCAUCCAUCAUACACGCACCAAGUUAAGGGAGGAAGAAGAAAGGAAAAAGAGAAGAGAAAAGAGGAGUUUAGGUGGGAAAACUUGUGUUUAACAAGGUAUUCAAGGAACUUUCACGGAGUUGAAAAGGUCGCCGGAGUUGCCGCCGGAGUUCGUUGAAGUUCACCGGAGUUUCGCCGGAGCUAAAUCGGGAAGGCUAGAAAUUCGUAAGCUUCAUUAAGGUAUGGGGAAAUUUUCAAAACACGCGUGUUUGGAUAUCCUUGUGUAAUGAUGGCCAGCCCAGAGGCGAUACGAUUUGUGCUAGUCACCCACGCCCACUUGUUCAACCCAACAUAUCCAAAAAGUGUUGAGCAUUUGAUCGGCCCAUCGGCCCUCUUCUUCCACCAGGGAGACUACCAUAUGGGCCUUCGAAAGAUGGUCCAGAAAUGCUUGAGCCCAGAGGCAAUUCGCAGCUUAGUUCCAGACAUUGAGGACAUUGCCACUUCUGUAUUGGAUUCUUGGGAUGAUGGCCAAGUUAUCACUACUUUCUCCGAGAUGCAAAAGAUCUCAUUCGAAGUAGGUAUUCUCGUGAUAUUUGGACACUUGAAAGAUCACUACAAGGAAGAACUUAAAAACAAUUACUGCAUAGUUGAGAAAGGGUACAAUUCAUUUCCAACAAGGUUCCCAAGAAGUCCAUAUGUCAAAGCUAUGAAGGCAAGAGAGAUACUAAGCAAAAUCCUAAACAAUGUUAUUAGGGAGUGGAAAGAGGAGAAACCAUCAGAAAAUGGACUUCUAAGUUGUUUCCUUAGUUCUAAAGACGAGAAAGGGAUGGAUUUAAAGGAAAGUCAAAUAGCUGAUAAUAUUAUUGGUGUUCUUUUUGCUGCCCAGCACACAACUGCAAGUGCCAUGACUUGGAUUGUCAAGUACCUUCAUGAUAACCCCAAACUUCUUCAUUCUGUAAAGGCUGAAAAUAAGGCUGUGAGAGAGUUGAAUGUGGAAGGAGCUCCUCAUUUGACAUGGAGAAACACAAGAAAAAUGCCACUCACUUCCAAAGUUAUCUUAGAGAGUUUGAGAAUGGCAAGCAUCAUAUCAUACACAUAUAGGGAGGCCGUGGAGGACGUGGAAUACAAAGGGUACAUAAUUCCAAAGGGAUGGAAGGUUAUGCCAACAUUCAGGAAUUGUCAUCACAAUCCGGAUUUCUUUCAAGAUUCGCAGAAGUUUGAUCCAAAUAGAUUUCAGAAAGCUCCAAAACCGAACACAUUCAUGCCGUUUGGAAGCGGGGUACAUGCUUGCCCGGGAAAUGAGCUUGCCAAGCUUGAAAUGUUAAUAAUGACACACCAUCUUGUUACCAAAUUCAGGUGGGAAGUUGCAGGGGGAGAAAAUAGAAUUCAACAUCAUCCAUUCCCAAUCCCUAUAAAUGGGCUACCAGCUAAGUUUUGGAGGGAGUCCAAACAUACCUAAAAAAGCUUCAUCUUCAAGAGAUAGAACAAGCAUCAAUGCAAUGUCCUUUCAUGCAUUUUUCUUCUCUUAAUUUUGUUUUGUAAAUUAUUUUCUGUUAUCUAUUGUUAUGUCAAAGGAUUUAUGAAUCCUGAGUUAGCAUUAUACCAACUAGCUAGGGAAGGAUAUUUUCUCUGUUGUUCUCUCCCUCAGGGAACGUGGAUAUUGAUACAUACUAUCCUCCAUUCCGUUUUAAUCGCAACAUGUUGAUUUUUACACUA
This is a messenger RNA of Cuscuta europaea, 1747 nucleotides long. NCBI's taxonomy places the organism in Eukaryota, Viridiplantae, Streptophyta, Magnoliopsida, Solanales, Convolvulaceae. The record is from the annotation of a GenBank genome assembly.